Molecule: messenger RNA, 567 nt
Organism: Nylanderia fulva
Lineage: Eukaryota; Metazoa; Arthropoda; Insecta; Hymenoptera; Formicidae
Source: RefSeq, a predicted model, not a curated record
CAGAAUAAUGCGGAUCCAAAAAUUAAUAAAGCGUUACAAUACUAUGCAUCUCAUACAGCUCAAAUAGAGAUUGUGAGACACGAUAGAACACUCGAACAAAUUGUCUUUCCGAUUCCGGAGAUCUGCGAACUUAUAACUGUCGAUACAAAAAUAAGAGUACUGAACACUACGGAACGAGAUGAUCAAGGGUCGAAAGUUUUCCGAUUUCUUCGAAAGGACAGAAGACAUGUUAAUGAGAUGAAAUGGCAAAAAAAGCUUAGAGGGCAAUCAAUGUUGUUUUGGAUGAGCAGUUAUAUGUCAUUAUGGAGUAACAUUUUAUUCAAUUGUGCCGUUCUUAUAAAUCUGAUCGUAGCCUUUUUCUAUCCGUUUGUGGAUUCUGUGCCUAAACUCAGUUAUCAUUUAUCAGCUUUAAUUUGGACAGUUAUGCUUGCAUCUGCUGCUAUCGUUAUUACUUUACCAAGGAAUCCGUAUACGUACGUUAGUUGCAUCAACGAUAUUGCGAUUGAUUUUCUCUGUAGGUCCAGAACCAACGUUAUGGUUGCUCGGUUUUUGUUACGAUUACAUUAA